AUGGAGGGAGAUUCUGUCACUUUAUACACCAAUCUUUCUGAAAUACAUAAAGGCGACAAUAUUCUGUGGAAAUUUGGAAGUGAAAAGUGCAUUUUAGCUGAAAUCAGUACAAAAUAUGGAUUUUUCUCCACAUUUGAUGGUCCUGAUGGGAGAUUCAGAGACAGACUGAAGCUGGACAAUCAAACUGGAUCUCUGAUCAUCACAAACAUCACAACUAAACAUGCUGGACUCUAUGAAGUAAAGAUAAAUGGAGUAUCAUUAAAAACAUUCAGCGUUUCUGUCUAUGAUGACUGGGAAAUGCAUACGGACAGGGAGAUGUCAGUGAUGGAGGGAGAUUCUGUCACUCUGAACACUGAUCUUACGGAAAUACAUGAAGAUGAAGACAUAGUGUGGCAAUUUGAAAAUAUCCUUGUAUCUGAAAACAAUGGAGAGGCUGGAAAUGUUACUAUAUAUGAUGUUCCUGAUGGGAGAUUCAGAGACAGACUGAAGCUGGAUCCUCAAACUGGAUCUCUGACCAUCACAAACAUCACAAACGAGCAUUCUGGACUCUAUGAAGUACAGAUUAGUGGAGCAAAAUUUUUAUCAAAAACAUUCAGCGUUUCAGUUUAUGCUCAACUGCCUGUUGCUAACAUUACCAGUGAUUGUUCGUUAUCCUCAGCCUCAAAAUGUUCAUUGUUGUGUUCAGUGGUGAAUGCGAGUCAUGCGAAUCUCUCCUGGUACAAAGGAAACAGUUUAUUGUCCAGCAUCAGUGUGUCUGAUCUCAGUAUCAGUCUCUCUCUACCUCUGGAGGUGGAAUAUCAGGAUAAAAACACCUACAGCUGUGUGAUCAACAAUCCCAUCAGCAACCAGACCACACAUCUGGACAUCAGCAAACUCUGUCACACAUGUUCAGUUCAGAGUUGUGAAGAAGAGAUCACUUACACAGAUCCAAAGUUCUACAGAAGAAAUGGACAGAAACCAAAUGUUAAAGAGGAAAGUCAUGUGGAUUAUGUACCUGUUGCCAUGAGAAGAUGA
This is a messenger RNA of Labeo rohita (rohu), 1014 nucleotides long. Its product is annotated as SLAM family member 9. The record is from RefSeq and is a predicted model, not a curated record. NCBI's taxonomy places the organism in Eukaryota, Metazoa, Chordata, Actinopteri, Cypriniformes, Cyprinidae. The transcript has 6 exons. The coding region runs from base 1 to 1014 and encodes 337 amino acids.